AGGGAGACUACUCGAUAAUGCGAUAACUUUAAUAAUCUUACAAACUAUCAACACCAAACAUGUGUUUGUAUUAAAGUGCGAUCCAACACUACAAUUAAAGCAAUCCCGAUCGCGCUAAUUACCUAUGUGUGCAUGAUAUCAAAGAAGUGUUAAUUAAUGAGAAACAAUUAAAGCAAUCUCGAUCGCGCUAUUUACCUCUGUUUGCAUGAUAUCAAAGAAGAGUUAAUUAAUGAGAAACAAUUAAAGCAAUCUAGAUCGCGCUAUUUACCUCUGUUUGCAUGAUAUCAAAGAAGAGAUAAUUAACGAGAAAAAUGUGACGUACUUUUGCUCAAAAUACAAACUAAGAACACGGGACUCAUAUAAUGGACGUAUUUCCUAUCACAAAUUACAACUCACAAUUCACUUCCACGAAGCAACAUGGAAUUCAUUACGAGUAGUAGAGGCGCACCAAAGCUUUGCUUUGAUAGUUUUACGUACACGAAGAAGAAAAGCAGCAAGACCACCAUCACCUGGGAGUGCUCACAGAGACGCACCUUGGAAUGCAAAGGAGCAGUUAUUACUGACAGUCCAGCCACAGAGAUUCGUUCCUCACGAGAGCACAACCACGAGAAAGACGACUCCCAUGUCGGUGGUUUAAAGGUCCGGAAAGAAAUCCAGCUCAGCGUUCAGGCGAACAGAGGGUGGCCAGGUCAGAUCAUCGCCGACAAGAUGGCCUCUCAACCUGUCGAGGUUAGAGUUGCUGCCGGAACAACCGAGACAAUCAAAAGAGGUAUAAGACGAAAGAGAGCCGGUGAUGCACCUAACAACCCCGAGAAGCUGGAUGCCAUUCCGUCUCCACUACCAGAGAGUUACACCCGUCAAUUAGUAUAUGACAACGACAGUGGAUCUGACCGGGUACUGGUGUUCGCUUCGGAGGAUGGGCUUCGACUUCUCCAAAAUGCCCCCUCGAAAACGGCGGGGGGCUGCUUAUUACAAGCGAAAACGAUCCAUGAUUGA
Molecule: messenger RNA, 996 nt
Organism: Mya arenaria
Lineage: Eukaryota; Metazoa; Mollusca; Bivalvia; Myida; Myidae
Exons: 4
Coding region: 418-996 (192 amino acids)
Source: RefSeq, a predicted model, not a curated record